Coniosporium apollinis CBS 100218 is the source of this 2040-nucleotide messenger RNA. RefSeq lists its product as uncharacterized. The transcript has a single exon. Gene Ontology annotation, biological process: NAD+ metabolic process; NADP+ biosynthetic process. Gene Ontology annotation, molecular function: NAD+ kinase activity. The record is from RefSeq and is a predicted model, not a curated record. Bases 1 to 2040 code for a protein of 679 amino acids. NCBI's taxonomy places the organism in Eukaryota, Fungi, Ascomycota, Dothideomycetes.
AUGGAUGUGGGCGCAGACAAGAUGGUUCCGUCAACCGUCGGCACCCCAGAUGUCAACCCGCACCUAAGUCCCGUCCACCACCACCGAGGCCAUGUCUCCCAUAACUCCGCCCAUGGUUCUUCAUCUGCUUCCGCCUCCGAUCUCGAGAGGCCUCAUAACGCGCUGAGAGGCCAAUGUUGCGACCGCAUUGACACGCCAAUUCCCCCUGGUCUCAGCAAUGUGUUAGAAGCUCCCAACGUCAGCGAUCUUGCGGAGCCGUCCAACAGGGCCGCGGAUAACAUCAUCGAAUCUGCUAUCAACGGUACUUUCAGUGCUAUCACGGCCUCGGAGCCCGAACAACACUCUCCUCCACUCCCUCAGUCGCCUUUCCCGCCUCGCGCCCAGAAAUCCCUCUACGACCGUCGCCAUCGCAACAACGCCCACUCAAUCGACUCCCUGCCCCGCCAGACCAUCAUGAAGGCCCUGGCGUCUCGCGCACCGCCCUCGAACCUCUCCAUAGCUUCUUCAAUCAACGAACUGCUGGCCAGUAGAGACGAGAACGAAGCUCGGGAGGAGCCCAUCACAUCCAAGCGCCUCUCCGCCGCCCUCGCCGGUCUCUCCCUCAGCUCAACCUCGCUCUCCGCCAGCAAGAUGGCCGCGCUAGCCUCGCCCUGCUUCUUCCACAAGAAGUUCGACAAGGCCGUAAACAUUGACAAGGUCCUCGAGGAGAUACAGGACUCAUCGUGCGAGGGCAUGUCGCAUAGCCGGUUGAUGCAGACGGCAACCGGCGUGCGCGAAGUUUCGCGCCAGCUCCAGCGCAGGCCUAUCAAGAUCACAGUCCGCAAUGUCAUGAUCGUGACGAAAGCGCGAGACAACCACCUUGUACAGUUGACGCGCGAGCUGACGGAAUGGCUCCUCACGACGCCGCGCUACGGCUCAGACGCCGGUGUGAACGUUUACGUCGACGCCAAGCUCCGCAAGUCCAAGCGCUUUGAUAUGGAGGGGCUUCUGGCCAAGGAUUCCCGAUUCGAGCACAUGCUGCGCUUCUGGACGCCGGAUCUCUGCUGGACAUCCCCCGAGAAAUUCGAUCUUGUUCUGACCCUCGGCGGCGACGGCACCGUGCUGUACACAUCCUGGCUUUUCCAGCGCAUCGUGCCACCAAUCCUCUCCUUCAGCCUCGGCAGCCUCGGCUUCCUGACCAACUUCGAGUUCUCACGCUACAAAGAGCAGCUGGACAAAGUGAUGUCCUCGGCCGGGAUGCGCGUCAACAUGCGCAUGCGCUUCACCUGCACCGUGUACCGCUCCUCGCCCGGCUUGACGCCGCACUCCCCCCGGCGCCACACCGAAGCCGAGCAGUUCGAGGUGCUCAACGAACUCGUCAUCGACCGCGGCCCUAGCCCUUACGUCUCCAGCCUCGAGCUCUACGGCGACGACCACAAACUCACCACCAUUGCGGCGGAUGGCGUCAUCUUCAGCACGCCCACGGGCUCGACGGCCUACUCGCUGUCCGCGGGGGGGUCACUCGUGGCGCCGGACAUACCGGCGAUUCUGCUCACCCCCAUCUGUCCGCACACGCUGUCGUUCCGGCCGAUGAUCCUGAGCGACAGCAUGCUGCUGAAGGUCAAAGUCCCCGAGCGGAGCAGGGCGACGGCUUAUUGCGCGUUUGACGGCAAGGCGCGCUUGGAGCUGCGGCAUGGCGACGCCGUCACGAUAUCCGCGAGCUCGUAUCCGUUCCCGACUGUGCUGGCGGAGCCGACGGAGUGGUUCGAUUCGAUUAGCAGGACGCUAAGGUGGAAUUCGCGGAGUGCGCGGCAGAAGGGGUGGGGUGAGGGCGAGGGCAGGAGAGCAGAAGAGAGGGAGGAGGGUGUGCAUGGUGAAGGAGAAGAGGAAGCAGAAGAAGAGGAAGAGAGCUUCGACAUAGACAUAGACGAUGAUGAUUACGAUAAUGCUAGUGCGCACGAGGACGCGAGCAGGGACUCGGGCUACUCGGCGGGGAGCAGUAGUGCGGGAGGCCGGGGAAGUCCGGUUCGGAAGAGGACGAUGAUCGAGGGCUUCACGUAG